Echinococcus granulosus is the source of this 3138-nucleotide messenger RNA. Its product is annotated as Leucine-rich repeat and transmembrane domain-containing protein 2. Bases 1 to 3138 code for a protein of 1045 amino acids. The record is from RefSeq and is a predicted model, not a curated record. Lineage: Eukaryota; Metazoa; Platyhelminthes; Cestoda; Cyclophyllidea; Taeniidae. Gene Ontology annotation, molecular function: protein binding. The transcript has a single exon.
AUGUGCGCCCUAGGCAAACCUACAAAUGCCAUGAACCAACGCCUUGGGAUCGUUCUUUUGAUUACUAACAGCCUCCUUCUCUUCAUUCUCCCUUUGGUAGUAGUACCUUUGAACACAUCUCGUCAACACUUUACACUAUGGAAUCUCCAUGGUGCUCAAAACUUUUAUCCUUGUCAGUUUAUCAGAGCCUCUUCUGAUUCAGACAACGUCGAUACUAUUGAAUGUGAUCGAAAGGCUUCUGCCAUCCUCGGAAACAGUAUUCCAACAAUUUACCCCGAGGGUCGAGUGGUUAAAGAAAUACGCAUUUUUGCAGAACGUCAACUCAGUAGAAUUUCACGCAAGGCAUUUGAAAGAGCCGGUGCCAACCUCCAGAAACUCGUCAUCGAGGGAGGCGAAAUACGAGUGAUUAGGAGGGAAGCACUUCUGGGACUGACGGAGCUUCAAGUUCUUGAGAUUCGAAAUGCUCAAAGCGUGGAAAAACGGUGGUCUAACAACGGUUUAGCUGGACGGCUAUUCACUGCUGAUGGAGAACUGAAAUACCUUAAGAAGCUGAAGCGUCUGGUUCUUGAAAACGUGGAUUUAAGUGAUGGACUAGUAGCGUAUGCGUUCUACGACAUAAGCCGACAUUUAACGGAAGUUGAAAUGAUAGGUAAUAAUCUCGUAACAAUCAAUCCGUACACCUUUGAGAAGAGUGAAUGUUGCAAAUCCCUUCGACGACUACGCUUGGAGAGACAGAACGGGUACUUGAAUUGGUUGAACAAUGCCUACAGAUGGGCGCGGGAUUUGGGUGGAAUAACCUUACUAUCCUUAAGUGGCAAUAAUAUGACCAAUAAAACGCUCGACUUCGGUUACAGCCUGAACUCAAAGUUACGGGCAUUAAAGAUAGAAAAUUGUUCUCUUAUAGAAUUAUCAGAGAAUCUUCUAAGCAAUUUCAAAGCAUUAGAAGAGAUCUAUGCCGGGGAGAACAGUUUUACAAUCAUCUCGGAUCAGGAAGCCACCGAAACGCUACGAGGCUUGAGGAGGUUUACAAAUCUUUCCAAACUAAGUUUACAUGGAAACAGGGGUCUUAUCUAUAAACAACCGACAUGGUUUCGGGCAUCAAACAUUAAGGAGUUAGACUACACUAAAAGUCUUCUGCGGCGGAUAGGAGCUCGAGAGCUCCCAAAAGGGCUUCAACAACUCCAUCUAGAAUCCACAUUCCUUGAAGAAAUCGACCCAGAAUGGGCUGCUGGAAUGACUAGCUUUUCACAUCUCUACCUCAACGCAUCCUACCUUAAGACUGUAAAGAUCAACGGGGUGGAAGGUAACUGGCAGGCAGCCUUAGAAGCCCUAAAGGAUCAAUUAAAAGUCCUUGGACUUUCUCGAUGUCAAAUCAUCGGCCAGAGCCUACAACUCAACAUGGAUGACGAAUUUCAAAUAACCGGUUUACGUCUAGGCUUAAAUCAGCUUCAAAGACUUGAACAUCUCGACUUGUCUGGGAACUACAUCACCCAUAUUCCACAGGACGCAUUCCAGAAUCUGUCCCAACUCAUCAGCCUGAAUCUCUCUAACAAUCACCUUCAAACUCUCCUCAUUCUGAAGCAUGACGUGAUAAGAUCAACGAGUAGUCCAUCAAUUCAAGAUCUAGAUCUAACCAACAAUGCUUUGAGCACUGUUUUAAGGUCCCCACCAAGUCUGGGAUUCAAUACCUCUUUGCAGAAUCUUUUGGCAGAUGGAGCUAAAGUGAAAUUACGAGGAAAUCCUCUAAUCUGUGAUUGCAGACUCCGUUGGUUAGCUGGGAAGAGGAUCAGAGUUGACAAUUUCACCUGCACGGGAAAGAAUAGUAUAGCCGGAAGUGGGUUUCAAAGAGUCACUGUGGAGGAUCUUGAGAACGGAAAUAACUGCAUGGAAAGGGAUUUUAUUGGAAUGCCGGAUUCGACUUAUCCUUUCAGACCUGUUCGUGUUUUUGGUUACGAUAGGAAUCUAGAGAAAGUUUACUUCGCAGUAAAGGGAAGGACGUUAAAGUCAGCUUGGAGUAACAUUGCUAGAACAGCGCCUCAGCAUCCAGCUUUUGCACUGCAAAAAGUCUUGGCGAAGCUAAGCAACAUGACCCCAGAAAUAAUCUCAAGUCUGCAGGAGAGUUAUCUCGUCUUUGAGGUAGCUUACUGGCCAGUUGGACAGAUGAAAGAGUUACAAGGACCCCUAGAAUGGCAGGUAGUGGAAGAGGGCUUGAUGCGAACAGAAGGAAGGGAGUACAUAUUCUCCGUCCAGCCGAUCGAUGUGAAACGAGCUCACACCAUCUGUUUUCGAAACGCUCUCGAACGCAGAAACACAGCCAGUUCCACCCUCUGUCAGAUAUUUCAACCCAGUGAACUAACAAUGACCGCAUCGGCAAAUGUUUCGGUAAAUAGGAUGGAUCAUGUCCAUGCACCCUUGUGGUUUGUUAUUCUAGCAACAGCUGGUGCUGUAAUCUUCAUCACGUGUAUCUUGUGGCUCUGUGUUCGAUACAUAUGUUGUCGACGGAAAAGAAUAGAAAGAAGGCAAAAAAGGGAGACGUCUUUCACGAUGGCAAGUAACGAACCUCUUAGGUACACGGAUUACGAGCUGCAAAAGGAGAGUACCUACGACAAGUUGGAAAACUAUUGCAUGGAAAACUCGUUGCCGAAUUUGAACACGGUGGACGGACGUCCAGAGUUGCCGAAACGUGCAAAACGGUAUAGAACCCUGACGCAGCCCUUGCAGACAGGAACAGGUUCGUUGGGAGAUUUAACCGGAAUGCAGUGCUAUGUGCGGACGAAAGUGCAAACACAUCAGUCUUUAGUAACUAGACGUUUGAAUGAAAGGAAUUCGACAGCAAAAUUGCUAUUGGCUGGUCCAAAACUGCCAAGACCGAUAACCUAUCAACAUCCAAAAAUUGUGCCGACACAACUGUUAAUAGAUGAGAAUGGAUAUGUGAGGAUGAACGUAGAAAGUGAUGAACACUUUGAGACUGGGCCAGAGAAGAGAAUAAGACGACAGGAAGAGAACGAUGAGAAAAUGAUUGAUUCCUACACACUUGGAGUAUCCAGAGGUGCGUUAAUGAGGCAGAAAAGUGCUCCGGCAUAUGCAUCAACGGCUAGCACCCCUGGAGCCUGGACCUCUCCUGAACCACCCUUGUGA